AGUUUUUCUGUGGAGUGCGAUGUAUUAAUAGUCUUUGAAAGUAGUUGUGUCGAAUUUGAGACCUCAUUUGAGUCAUUUGUGAUUUUUUACAAUAUUUGAAAACAAACUGUAAAUUAAACUUUUAGCGAUAUUACUUUCACGGAGGUAUAAAUAAAUUAAUCAAUCAUGGCUAAGAUGGCAUUUCAACACCAAGCCGGAACGGCAAUGGAAUGUCUUAGUAUUCCAAUAACGUUACAAAAAGAGGCCGGUGUUGAUGCUGAAGGCCGUGAAGUUAUGAAAUGUGGAUUUAAAAUUGGUGGUGGUAUAGAUCAAGACUAUCGUAAGAGUCCUCAGGGGUAUACGGAUAAUGGCAUCUAUGUAACUGAAGUUCAUGAAGGAAGCCCAGCUGCGAAAGCUGGUUUACGUAUGCAUGAUAAAAUUCUACAAUGUAAUGGGUAUGACUUUACAAUGGUUACUCAUAAAAAAGCUGUUAGUUAUAUAAAAAAACAUCCAGUAUUAAACCUCCUAGUGGCAAGAAAAGGUGUGACUUCCACAUAACUAAAUUAAUAAUCCUAGAACAAGAGAUAUUAUCGUGUUAUUUAUUUUUUAAAUAAGUUUAGUUAUUUAAUUUUGUAAUAUAUUAAUUAGGACAACAUAAAAUUACUUCAGAUUGGAUGUCUGUAAUAUUGUAAUAUUUAGCUUAAUAAUUUACUUAUAUUUCAUAACAUUGGUAAAAAAAAUAUAAAAUAUUACUCUAACAUUGUUUAUAACUAAGAAUUUUCUUAUGAACAUUUAUCAUGUACUCUAUUACAGUCACCUAAUCUUUAUGAUAGCUGCUGAUCAUAAGUAACAGAUUCAGGUUACCAUGUUUUCAAUUAAAAAUAUAUAUAAUUGGCAUAAAUGGUGAGAAUGAAAUGCUUUUUAUAAGUUUGUUUGUAUCUGUUGACUAUAGUAAUAAGUAUUAAAACUAUAUAAUUUGUAAUUAAAAUGGAUUGAUGUGUGCCAAGUUGAAGCUGUGUUUCACUUAAAUGUUUAAUAGUAUAUAACAUGAUUUCAACUUUUGUAUCACCAAAGACUAGUGAAAAAGAUCACAAUGUUUAAACACCUCAAUACCUACUUAUGUGUAACAUGGUUUGUUUGUUAAAAUAAAUAAGCAAUAAGUAUCAGUAUAAACUUUAUGAAACUAAGGUUUUGAUAUGACAAUUUAUGUAAAAAUAUAUUUUAUUUUUUGUAAACAAAAUGUUAGUAAUACUUACUGAAAAAGUAAAUGUCACACUCAUCUUGCUAAUAUGUUGCAAUGACCAUUUUAUAUGCUGUGUUAUAUUUUUUUCUCUUUUAAAUUAAAACAAAUCUUUCUU
Messenger RNA from Pieris rapae (cabbage white), 1337 nucleotides. RefSeq names its product tax1-binding protein 3 homolog. Gene Ontology annotation, biological process: neurotransmitter receptor transport, endosome to postsynaptic membrane; neurotransmitter receptor transport postsynaptic membrane to endosome. Gene Ontology annotation, molecular function: protein binding. Gene Ontology annotation, cellular component: adherens junction; postsynaptic density; postsynaptic membrane. The record is from RefSeq and is a predicted model, not a curated record. NCBI's taxonomy places the organism in Eukaryota, Metazoa, Arthropoda, Insecta, Lepidoptera, Pieridae. The coding region runs from base 166 to 537 and encodes 123 amino acids. The transcript has 3 exons.